Messenger RNA from Lontra canadensis (Northern American river otter), 1549 nucleotides. Its product is annotated as adhesion G protein-coupled receptor E2-like. The record is from RefSeq and is a predicted model, not a curated record. Gene Ontology annotation, cellular component: membrane. Gene Ontology annotation, biological process: adenylate cyclase-activating G protein-coupled receptor signaling pathway; cell surface receptor signaling pathway. NCBI's taxonomy places the organism in Eukaryota, Metazoa, Chordata, Mammalia, Carnivora, Mustelidae. Gene Ontology annotation, molecular function: G protein-coupled receptor activity.
AUGUGGGGCAAGCGUGUCCAGGCUCUGAUAGCAUGGCGCAGUGUUCUGCCAUCUGGCGAGGCUCCCAGCUCCUCAUGGGAGCGGGACCUCACACAUUCUCAGAGGUGCAGAAUUAGAAUUAUCAUAGUAACAGAAGACUUGACUUGUCCAUUAACAUUUUCUUUUGCCCCUGGGCCAAGGGAGGAGGUGUUCUGCGUCUUCUGGGAACACAGUCAGAAUGGAUAUGGUCACUGGUCCACCAAGGGCUGCAGGAUGGUAGACACCAGAGACACCAGCACCACCUGCCAGUGCACCCACCUCAGCAGUUUUACCGUCCUCAUGGCCCACUAUGAUGUGCAGGAAGAGGAUCCCAUGAUGGCUCUGAUCACCUACCUGGGACGGCUGUCUCUGCUCUGCCUCCUCCUGGAAACCCUCACCUUCCUGCUCUGCAAAGCCAUCCAGAACACCAGCACCUCACUCCACCUGUAGCUCUCAAUCUACCUCUUUCUGGCCCACCUGCUCUUCCUCAUGGCCAUUGACCGGACUGAGCCCCAAGUGCUGUGCGCCAUCAUUGUGGGUGCCUUACACUAUCUCUACCUGGCUUCCUUCACCUGGAUGCUGCUGGAGGGUCUGCAUCUCUUCCUCACUGCACACAACCUGAUGGUGGUCAACUACUCCAGUGUGAGCAGGGUGAUGAAGAAGCUCAUGUUCCCUGUGGGCUAUGGAGUCCCAGCUAUAAUUGCUGCCAUUUCUGCCUCAUCCAGGCCUCACCUUUAUGGAACACCCACCCAAUGUUGGCUCCACACAGACAAAGGAUUCAUAUGGACAUUCCUUGGCCCCAUCUGCUCUAUCUGCUCUAUUAAUUUGGCUUUCUUUCUGAUGACCUUUUGGAUUGUGACAAACAAGCUCUCCUCACUCAACAGUGACAUGUCCACCCUCCAGAACACAAGGAUACUAACAUUUAAAGCCACAGUUCAGCUGCUCAUCUUGGACUUCACAUGGUGUCUGGGCAUCCUGAAGGUGGGUCCAGCUGCCCAUAUCAUGGCUUACCUCUUCACUAUCAUCAACAGCCUGCAGGGAGUCUACAUCUUCCUGGUGUACUGCAUCCUCAGUCAGCAGGUCCAGGAACAAUACAAGAAAUGGUUCAAAGGGAUAAGGAAAACAAAAGCUGAGUCUGAGAAGUACAUGCUGUCAAGUGGGACCAUGUCUGAUACCUCCAAACACAGUGUGGCCCCUGAAUUCUGUUUACCCUCAAAUCUGAGCAAGUACCAAAAAAGUGGAACAUACCCUUCCCAUCAACCUUUCCUGGGAAUUGGCUGACCACAGCAAGACCCUCUUUUUGUCACAACACACUGAUGAUUUCCCCUUAUUUGUCCAGCUUCCCCUCCAAAAAUGCUGCUUAUUCUGUCUGCUUCCUCCUUUACCCUAUAAAAUAAAAACAUUUUUCUGUAUUUUGAGAUGCUCAUCGAUUUCUGAGAUCAGAAACUUCUCCCUGCUGCAAUAGUCCUUCUAAGUAACUUGUCUCUUUAUUCAAGCCCAGAUUUAAAUUUAUUGGACAUAAAACACAGAA